This is a messenger RNA of Rubroshorea leprosula, 1161 nucleotides long. NCBI's taxonomy places the organism in Eukaryota, Viridiplantae, Streptophyta, Magnoliopsida, Malvales, Dipterocarpaceae. The record is from the annotation of a GenBank genome assembly.
GACCUUCACUUUCUCUCUUUCUCUCUCUCUCUCUCUCUCCAUUUCCCCAAAAAGUCUUCGUCUUUGCAGCGAUAAAUCCUAACCCUAGAGGCACUGCCAAACCACCACCACCACCACCCAUGGCACCACCGACCUGGUUGUGGACUCUCUCUGCAGCCACCACAACUCUUCUAACUCUGAUCCCCUUGGUGUGUGGCAACUCCGAAGGAGACGCGCUCUACACCUUGAGAAGGAGCUUGACCGAUCCGGAUAACGUGUUGCAGAGCUGGGAUCCGACGCUUGUUAAUCCCUGUACCUGGUUUCACAUCACCUGCAACCAAGACAACCGCGUUACGAGACUGGAUUUAGGUAACUCAAACCUGUCUGGACAUUUGGUACCGGAACUUGGAAAGCUUGAGCAUUUGCAGUAUUUGGAGCUCUACAAAAAUAAUAUUCAAGGAACUAUCCCUGCUGAGCUUGGCAACUUGAGGAACCUUAUCAGUUUGGAUUUGUAUAAUAACAACAUCUCGGGGACAAUUCCUCCAUCAAUGGGGAAAUUGAAGUCACUUGUCUUCUUGCGACUAAAUGACAACCGAUUGACUGGGCAAAUCCCCAGGGAACUUGUUGGCAUUUCCAGUCUCAAAGUUGUGGAUGUCUCAAAGAAUGAUUUGUGUGGAACAAUUCCUACCAGUGGACCAUUUGAGCACAUUCCUCUCAACAACUUCGAGAAUAACCCGCGACUAGAAGGUCCAGAGUUGCUUGGUCUUGCAAGUUAUGACACAAACUGCUCAUGAAGAAGAGAACGUCGCUGCAAUGUCAUGGCUUGGAUUAUGCACUCACCCAAAAUUAGAGUGUAUUACCUCACAGUAUAAACAGGGAUUGAUCAAAAGCAGUCCCUCAUAUAAGUGUUUGUAAAUCUUAAUAGCUGCAUGGAUGUAUUAACAUUUAUAACUGCAUUGCCCCGCUCCUUCAGUAAUGUUGGAGACACAAACUUGUUGCUGUAAUGCUAGCUAAGAUUUUACUUAUGGUGUGAAUCCUUUGUUUCCCGGCUUGCCUUGUAUUGUAGAUUCAUACUGUUUCGUUAGUUCUCUUUAUUCAUCUUAUACAUCAUGAAUCACUCUGUUUUGUUGCAGUGAAUACUUCUUGAUUUUUUGUGUUAACAAUUAAAAAGUUAAGGGAGGA